This is a messenger RNA of Thrips palmi, 6678 nucleotides long. RefSeq names its product poly(rC)-binding protein 3 (gene mub). Gene Ontology annotation, biological process: regulation of RNA metabolic process; regulation of gene expression. Lineage: Eukaryota; Metazoa; Arthropoda; Insecta; Thysanoptera; Thripidae. The record is from RefSeq and is a predicted model, not a curated record. The coding region runs from base 243 to 1427 and encodes 394 amino acids. Gene Ontology annotation, cellular component: nucleus; cytoplasm. Gene Ontology annotation, molecular function: mRNA binding. The transcript is spliced from 11 exons.
CGGCCCGUUCGUCCCGCCUGUCCCGGCAGUUGUCGGGCGACCAAGCAGAGCUUCACUACUCCUGUGUUGUCCCUCUACCAACACCGACACCCACUCCGUCACCCGCUCCGCUACCGGCCCACCUCCACACCACCGUCACCGCCACCGCCACCAUCACCGCCUCCGCCACCAUCCACCAACCCGCCACCGACCGGUCCGGGUUCCCUGGCCCCUGGGUUCCCACGGGUCCUCACUGCCCGGACAUGGAUCGGCAUUACCUUCAUGACCUCGAGGUGGACCAGUCAGCCAUGGAGAUGGACCAGAUGAUUACCGACGAAAAUGUCACCCUCACCAUUCGCCUCAUCAUGCUGGGGAAGGAAGUGGGCAGCAUCAUCGGCAAGAAAGGUGAAAUCGUGAAACGCUUUCGAGAGGAGUCGGGCGCCAAGAUCAACAUCUCCGAUGGGUCGUGUCCCGAACGCAUCGUGACCGUGACGGGCGCCACCAAGGCCAUCUUCAAGGCCUUCACCCUCAUCAGCAAGAAGAUGGAGGAGUUCCACGAGAUGCAGGGCACCAACGGCAACGCCAACGCGGCCGUGCCCCGCGCGCCCAUCACGCUGCGGCUCAUCGUGCCCGCCUCGCAGUGCGGCUCGCUCAUCGGCAAGGGCGGCUCCAAGAUCAAGGAGAUCCGCGAGGUGACGGGCGCCUCCAUCCAGGUGGCCUCGGACAUGCUGCCCAACUCGACCGAGCGCGCCGUCACCAUCACCGGCACGGGCGACGCCGUCACCCAGUGCAUUUACCACAUCUGCAUGGUGAUGCUAGAGUCCCCGCCCAAGGGCGCCACGAUCCCCUACCGCCCCAAGCCUCAGGUGGCCGGGCCGGUCAUCCUGGCCGGCGGUCAGGCCUACACCAUCCAGGGUAACUAUGCGGUCCCCACACACGGCGACAUGGGCAAAAUGGGGAGCAGUCCUCUGGCCGGAUUAGCGGCACUGGGGCUUGGCGGUCUGAACCCUGCUGCACCCGGAGGGAUCAACCCUGCCGCUGCUUUAGCAGCUUUAGCUGGCAGCCAGCUACGCACAAACCAUCCUACACGACAGCAGGGAGGAGCCAACCCUCCUGCACAAGCAGGAAAUGGAGCACCUCCUCAGACUGGGACACAGACACAUGAAAUGACUGUACCAAAUGAACUCAUCGGCUGCAUUAUAGGCAAAGGUGGCACAAAGAUUGCCGAGAUCAGACAAAUAAGUGGAGCGAUGAUCCGUAUCAGUAACUGUGAAGAGCGAGAAGGAGGAGCAACAGACCGUACCAUCACCAUCACAGGAAACCCUGAUGCUGUUGCUUUGGCCCAGUAUCUCAUAAAUAUGAGAAUAUCUGUGGAGACUGCUGGGGUACCCAUGGCUGGCUAUCACUACAUUGCUCCCAACCACAUUGUCAAGGCGCCACUUCACUGAGAUGAAGGUGCAGUCACAUCAAAAAUGAAUUGUCAGUUACUUAAUAAUUAUAAUCAAUUGUUAUUUAUUAUCACUUUCCUUCAACACGCUCAUGGUGGUUGGAGCUCUGAUACAGAGCAAUGUAUUGAUGUUUUUUCUUUUUAAUCUUGUAAAUAUGUUUGUGUUUAUAGAUGUAAUAACAGAGUUUAUUCAAUUAUACAUUUAGAAAAAUUGAUCUACCAUCACAAACAAUGAAGGAUAUUAAUUUGUUUCACUGCCAUGGGUGUGUUGAAUAUGAGAGGCAACGAUUUCCAUGUAAUUGAUAUCAGUGUUGAAGUGGACUGAUAGGGUAGAAUGUGAUUACUUCAAUGGGAACAAAGCCAAAGAUUUGAUUUUUCUUUUUUCUUUUUUUUGUUAAGGGUAUAGAUCUUUAAUUCUGAUGUGUGUUGUUGUAGUCAUAGUCCAUUCACUGGGGGACUAUUAACACUAAAUCUUCUGAUCAAGAGUUUAUUUACCAUUAAUUCAAUGGUUGCAUUAAAAGUGCCCUUUUGGUUUCUUUUUUACUUCAAAGACAAUUACAAUUAUGGGGGCAUCAUUUGCACUGGAGUACUUAACUUUGCAGUAAAACAAUCAACACCCUUUCUUCUUAGAAAAAGAAACACAUGUAUUGAGUCAAGACACAGUCCAACCCAAAGGUACAAGCCUGGACUAUCAGCUAUGGCUCACUUGGACUGGUUUCCACGAGAACCCUUUGUAUUUUGUUCUACCAUAUUAUAUCUGAAGUUUUUGGUGUAAAUAGUCCCCAAAUGUUAUCACUGAGUGUAAUUUUAAUUGUGAUACUAUGGCUUUUGUCCUGUAUAUUGAGGAAAAUUUCUCCUUUUUUAAUUGUUUCAACAGUGAGCUAUUGACAAGUCAGUUAAUGAUUUACUGUAAAAACAUAAGUUAGUAGGUGAUAUGUGAUGGUUGUGUUUGUGCUGUAGAAUUUUUUUGUUGGCCUGUUUGCACUGUAUGGUGUUAAAAAUAGAUUUUGUUUUAGUGCUAUUUUAGCUCACUUGUUGAUUUUUAUUAUUAAUUUUAGUGUAAGGAUCUACUUAUUUUAUUAUUCUCAGUACAUAUGUAUUUUAUCACCAGUCAUUGGAUUGAUGCAAUUAAUAGGGCAUUGCCCGAGUUAUUUAAAUCUUCCUGUUUGAAAAUUGGAAUGUGAUGAUUAUCUUAAGGAGCAAGACUGUUUGCCCUAUCCCCAAUCACCUAUCAUCUUUUUUUUAAAUGGCCAAUUCUUUGUAUGGAUGCCUCUGACAAAUUCAAUCAUCAGCUUUAUGGCCACCUAAUCAAUAUCUGAUGGUUUGAAAUGACAUGAGUAAAUUUUUGCAAAUGGCCAUUGUUGGUGCCAUAAGGCACUAAGUCAGUGUGAAAAAUCUUGAAAUAAUUGGUUCCAAUUCUUGACUAGACAUUGGAGGAAAAAAACAGUCUCUGUUCUACCCAUGGGCAAUGGUUUUUGUUGGGGAACUACAACUUCCCCUUUCAACUUUCACCACAACUGUUCUCCUAUUGUAAUUUUGUCCAAUCUUGAACGGUUGCCAUGCAUUUCACAACCAAGCCAGAGAAUAAGAGGCUUCCAGUGGUAAUGAGCCAAAAAUUUCAAAAGUUGUGAGUUCUUUGUUUUCAUUUAAACAAAUAAACAACAACAUCAAACGAAACGGCGGUAAGGGUCUAGAGCUCUUCCCAAUGAGCUACUUGCAGUUGCAUAGAAAUUAUUUUGUACAGGACAUUUAGGUUUUUGUUGUCUAUAUCUUAGCACCUUUGUUUGUAGAUUACAGUUAGAAAUAUCAGUUCUAACUGGCUACUUCUUCAUAUGAUUUCUUUACAACAGUAUUGAAACAUUUAAUCAUGAUUAAGGCUGGUACUUAGUAAUUGCUGUGAUUUGGAAUUGUAUAGCUCUAUAUUCUCAAAGUUACUUUAAAAUUUUUCUGUAGUUAUGCCAAUUGGGCUUCACAUGUUCUUACUUGUUUGUGAAUCUGUAGCAACCACUAUUUCCCUGUGUUAAUAGCCUUUGCUGCAUAUUAUUACUUAUACUAGUCACCAUUGAUGUAUUUAUUGUUUUAUGUUUUAACAAAUAAUUGUCUUCGGGGGCAGAUACACAUAAUGAAUUCAGAUCUGAAGGCAUCUUUGCCUUAACAUUUUAUGGCCAAAUGUCACAGCAACAUGAGACCUAUAUUGGAAGCGAUGAAUCCCUCAGAUUUUGUAGGUGGGGUACUUUAGCUAGCUGUUGGUUACCUUUGUCGCAGGUUGUUGCGUACAGCUAGUACUCACACGCAAGUAUACUCAAUUUUAUGUGUACCGUUUUUAGGCUUACAAGAAUAAUUCACUUUGAAAUCACAUUUCUUAAGAUUCAUUCUCGGAUUUAUUUCAGUUAUGGUUAGUUAGUUAAUUACUUGCUGGUCAGGAACAGGUCUUCCCAGUAUUAAUAAUACACAGGUUUCAUUGCUUUUAAUGUUUUUGAUAUGUGUAUAGGUAACAGUGCCAUGUAUUUGUUUUGUGCCAAAAGACUCCUUUCGGACUUGUUAGUUUUGAGAUUCUUGUCUAUUGAAUUCAGACAACAUCUUAAAGUUUACCAAGUGUGCCAAGUUGGUGUCAAAAACUCUAUGUUGUCAAAUUUUUAAAUAAUUUGAGACCAUGUCAUUAAAAAAUUUGUAACCUACUGUGUUUAACUGCGAGUUAAAUUGUUUUUGGGGCUUAAUGCAUUUUAUCUGCUGAAGAUGACUGUUGUAUUUAUUCGUUGCUGGUUGGGGUCCUACCCGGAAAAUUCUCUCUAGGACACCUCUAACAUGAAACUAGUCUUCAAAUCUGUAAGUGUUGUCGUCUUUCUCUUGCUUGCCCACAACUCUUUUCCAGCCUUUGCUCCUUUGGCUCUUGUUAUCUGCUGUUUUGAAGAAAUGAGAUACUUCAAUAAGUCAGCAUAUGUACAGGCUUUGUGGUUUGUUUUUAGUAAUUUGUCAAUUUGACAAUCUUUUUCUAUUUUCACGGAAUAUUGAAUUCCUUGUUCAAGAAUGAGGUACCCUAAUGGACCAAUGCAUUGACUUUUGUGGAAGAAGGAAAAUGUAUGCACAGCAAUAUGUCUGGUUACAUUACACUUUUUUUUAGUGUAGUUAAAUAUACAGUGAAUGGGAACUGAUUUAAUGUAGGAAGGUUGUUGCUAAUCAACAAUGGAUGAGUUAUAAUUUUUCCAAAACUUAAGAAAUUGCCUCAUAAAAGGAUGUCCCGUGAUCUUAGGCCUGGAGAUGGCUAUGUGAGGCAACCAUACAGGUGUUCUUUAUUUUUAAUCUAUCUUAUUGUUGUUAAUGGGGAGCAAAUGUUCUAGUCACAAUCCUUACUAUAGUUGAUUCUAUAGGAAAGAGGAGCUCUUAUGAAGGAUGAGUGAAGUGAGUUUUGUUCGCUUCUUUUAAAUUUGAAGGCAAGUUCUGAGUCAAGUUAGGUUUUUGCUUGUAGUUGUACCAAUCAUUGAAUGAAUUGAACUUAAUUGUCAUAUGGUAUCAGAAGCAAUGAGUUCUUUACUGUUUUUCCAGCAACAAGGUAUGUUGACUUAAUUGAAAUUUCGGUGAUGCAUUUAAAAACAACAUAAGAGGUGAUUGUUUGAGGUAGAUAAAACCUUAGUCUGUGACAAUCGUAAAACGCUUUUGCGUUUCUGUUGAAAACGUCAGCAAUAUGUCUAAAAUCAAAAUCUUAUAAAAUGUGUGCCAUUAGGUUUCAUAAUAUAGUUAUUGUUGGCAUUAAUUAGUCAAUGAAGUUUAGUAUCUUGUUUGUCAUUGUGAUGGUGCUAUGAUGUAUACAUGUCUUGUUAAGAACAAAACAUUGGUGGUUUAUUCUACUACACACUUGUUAAUUUUCUUGUUUAAAUGAAUCUUUCUCAUCAAAACAUUUUAGUAGCACACGUAAGUGUAUGUUAGUAGAAAUCAGAAUGGAUAACAAAUGCCGCAGGAUAACAAAUGAAACACAUGUGGCAUCUUUUUCUCUAGUUGAACUCUUGUUCCUUUCUUUCAAAAAUAUAACUGUAAAAAUAAUCAAUCCGCAGAAUUUAGCAUGACAUGCUUCGUUAGAUUAGCUAAAGCUGUAUGGUGUUUUGAUCUCUGAGCACAUGUCAGUUUCAGCUAAUGAGUUUGAUAAAUUUUCAUUUGAUCUCACUCACCUUUUUAAGUUAAUUUUUUCCAAAAUAUACUAUUCCUGCUUCUAAUCAAUAGACAAUCUUUAAGAUUAAUCAAUACAAGUAGCCAAUGCAUCAUGAAGCUGGUAGAAAGCAACAAUAUGACUCCCAAGCUCCCAAAAUUGAGAAACAUUCAAAACCUCUACAACCCAUCGACUUUUCGUUGUUGCUUCAAUUCUUAAAUUAUUAUUUAGCAGGUGUUCCAAAAGACCAAUCAUUUUUCAGUGCACUGAGGGACAACAAGACAUUGUGCAGUGUACAUUUUUAGCAAGUGUUUUAGUAUUCAUAAAAUUUUUAAAAAUUUAGCAGAGAUUUUUGUCUUAGCCAAACAUGAGAAAACAAUUGGAAAGGAAGAAGGUUCCCUUUGAAAAGACAGGGUUUAUAAUAUAUGAUCCUCUUAAAAUGAAUCAAUAAAUGAGGACACAACAAAGUGUCCAGUCCAUUUCUAUCCUCAAUAUUGUAUUGUAUGCUGAAAAUCAUCUGUUGUUACAAUGUUACUUUUUACUCUCCUUAAUGGGAACCAGUGCCAAGCUUCAUUUUUGUUUUCUAAUAGAAACUUAAGGACUGAGCUCAAAUGCCAAUACUCAGUAAUUUCUUCCAAGAAUGUCAGUAAGGUUUUAUUGACCCCUUUAUUUCUGGCAACGUAGUGAUCGUGGUCAUUGUAGGGCAGGCGACAUGGUACAAAUUUAAUAAGGAUGAAAACUGCACUACAAUACUUCGUCAUUGUGUUCUGUGCACCAAAACGCUUGCAAGAUAUAGCACAAUCAAUCAUCAAUGUGAUGUGUGAUUGUCAUGCAUGCACUGUUAUACACUUUUAUUUUUAAUUUUUUUAAACAAAAUAUUCAUUGUUGUGAGUGGUUUAUCCACUAGAUGUCAAAUAGAGAGGCUGGUAACUGAGUAAGUGUUAUUAUAAAAAAGUGAAUUCUUCAUGAAGCAUCAAGGAAUAGUUAGAAACAUCUGACAUUCCAGAUCAAUGGGUUCUCUCGACCAUAAAGAGAUUGAAUAUUGUCAAAACAGAAACGGAAAUUGACUUUGUUUUAAAUAAAUGGUUAAAAAAAUGUGUUGCUAUCUAAA